Molecule: messenger RNA, 1399 nt
Organism: Maniola jurtina (meadow brown)
Lineage: Eukaryota; Metazoa; Arthropoda; Insecta; Lepidoptera; Nymphalidae
Product: vacuolar protein-sorting-associated protein 25-like
Exons: 2
Coding region: 57-1256 (399 amino acids)
Biological process (GO): regulation of small GTPase mediated signal transduction; protein transport to vacuole involved in ubiquitin-dependent protein catabolic process via the multivesicular body sorting pathway; inositol phosphate biosynthetic process
Cellular component (GO): nucleus; ESCRT II complex
Molecular function (GO): inositol-1,3,4,5,6-pentakisphosphate 2-kinase activity; GTPase activator activity; ATP binding
Source: RefSeq, a predicted model, not a curated record
AGAUCUGUUUAUUGUUAAAAAUUACUAACUCAAAAUCACCUAACAUUUUAUGGAACAUGAUGAGUCUUAUCGGAAAAAAAUAUAAAUAUAUCAGCGAAGGAAACGCUCAUAUUGUUCUACAUAUAAUAGACACCAACUAUGUGAUACGAAUUAUAAAAGAAAAUGGACAUACAACAAACCUGGACACAAUUUCAAACUCCGUGAAUUUCGUUAAUCUUGUCAUGGUUCCGUUGAUUUUUGGUUCUUAUAACCACUUCCAUGAAGUUAUUACUCUGUCUUCUGAAGAUAUAGAUUAUUUGGCCGUUGAUUUGAAGGAAAUACGACCAAAACACAGACAAGUAAAGUCAGUUUUCAGUAAAUUUGCUAUUAAAGCACCCAAUUUAGCCAUGAUAACUCCGAAUAGUGUAAACUACUGCUUAGAAUUAAAACCUAAAGAAGGUUAUUUAUCGGAGACCUUCAAGAAUACAUCAAAAUGCUAUUAUUGCCUCAAACAGUUUUUAAAAAUGAGUGAAAAUCAAAUUGAACAUAGGAGUGACUAUUGCCCAUUAGACUUGUUCUCAGGAAAUAAAACACGGAUGAAAAGAGCAUUGCUAAACUUGUUAAGAAAUCCACAGAAUAAUUUAAAACUAUUUAAAAAUGAGAAUAUAGUAUACAAAGAACACUCAAACAUGAAAAACUUUCAGGAUUUUAUUAAAAGCAAUCUUUUUGAUUCAGUGAAUAUGUUCCUAGAUUUUAUUAUUGAAAUAUUACUUAGCGAUGGAAACUCUAACCUUACAGUAAAUGAAUCACCAGAAUCAACUAUUAAAAAACCUGAAACCUGUAUUGAAGAUAUGAAUUUAAACCCAAAAAGUUUCCUACACAAAUUACUUGAUAUACAAAAACUAUCAGAAACAUUAGAAAUCGAUUAUUCAGACAGCAAAACAGAUGAAGAUUUAGAAUAUGUACUGGCACUACUCACUCAGAUAAAACAGCAUAAUUUAGACUUAACAAAGGAGAAUGAUAGAAAGAGAUUCUUGAAUAUUGUAGAAGAUAAACAUCUAGCCUUAAUAUCGGCGGUUGCUAAAGACUGUUCUAUUAUGAUAUCAUAUUCACUGGUAGCAAAUGAUAAUGUACCGUCUGUUAAAUUGGGUGAACAGGAUAUUUUCUAUAGAGUAUCUGUUACUGACUUAGAGCCAAAAGCUGCGAAAACUUUGGUUAAAAGAAGGAAAACUGAAAAAUUGUUACUAGAAAUCUACGAAAAGAACCUCAAAACUUAACUGAAAAUCCAACCACACUCAGAAACUAGAGCAAAACAACUAGAAGCAUGGCAACAAUUAAUAGCUGAAUAUUUAAAAACUACAAAACAAUCCACCAUAGACAUAAGAGAAUCACAGAACAGUCCAUUAUUUAAUAAUUCUUC